AUGGACUCGAUCACGCCCGCGCCUGACAAUACUUCUCCUCAGCGUCAUGGCGAAACGUCCCAUGGCCACCAUGGCAGACCUCUAGCAUCCGACCUGCGCGACGAUGCCCCGCCGCCUUCGAAUCGAUUCGCCUUCACGGCGGCCCAGUUGCACACCCUGAUCACCUUCCGGAGCCUGCCAGCUCUUGAGGCGUUUGGUGGCAUACCGGGUCUCGUAGCUGGGUUGCGUACCGACACCGCGGCCGGGCUCAGUGCCGACGAAACGACAUUUGAUGACACCAUCGUCUUUGAAGAAGCCGUCGCUGCUGGCCGCGAGUGUCGGACGCCCCGGUUCUGCACGGCCGAACCUCUGAGUGCGGUGCCUGCUCACCAUGCGCUGCGGUUAGGCGAGGGUCCGGAUCCGCACUUUGCCGACAGGAGGCGCAUCUUUGGGACCAACCAGCUGCCGCGGCGUCGUCAUAAGUCUUUCCUCAAGCUUAUUUGGAUUGCUUUCAAUGAUAAGCUCCUGAUCUUGCUCACCAUAUCCGCCACCAUUUCUCUCGCCAUCGGCAUAUACCAAUCCGUUGGGGAGGCGGGGUCGUCCAAUAUCGAAUGGGUGGAUGGCGUCACCGUCGUCAUUGCCAUUAUUAUCAUCGUUCUGGCUACCGCUGCCAACGACUGGCAGCAGAACCACAAGUUCGAGAAGCUCAACGAACGGAACCAGCAGCGCGAGGUCACCGUGGUUCGCUCUGGCCGCGCUCAGAAGAUAUGGAUACAACAUGUCCUCGUCGGCGACGUCAUGAUUAUUGAGGCUGGCGACAUUGUCGCCGUCGACGGUGUUCUCAUCCAGGCAUCGGGCCUCCAUGUUGACGAGUCGUCGGUGUCUGGAGAAUCUGGCUUGGUCCAGAAGACAGUCCCUGCCGACCACGAUGCCACGCAUGCAUCCAUGGCCGACCCCUUUAUCCUGAGCGGCACCACUGUGAACCGCGGAGUUGGCCGCUACCUUGUCACAUCGAUUGGCGCCAAUUCUACGCACGGCCGCACGCUCAUAUCCCUCAGGGAGGAUGUGCAGGUCACCCCUCUCCAGGAGAAGCUCGGGCGACUCGGGAAGCAGCUCAUCAUCUUCGGCGCUGCUGCCGGUGCCAUUUUUUUCAUCAUCCUCUUCAUCCGCUACCUGACCCGGUUGAAACACAUGUCUAGUAAGGGUCCGUCCAGCAAGGCAGAGACAUUCUUCCACAUCCUCAUCCUCUCAAUCACCGUGGUCGUCAUAACCGUGCCUGAAGGCCUUGCCUUGAACGUCUCCGUCGCUUUGGCCUUCGCGACGAAACGAAUGCUCAGGGACAACAAUCUUGUUCGUCUCGUCCGCUCCGUCGAGAUCAUGGGCAAUGCCACCUGCGUCUGCUCUGACAAGACAGGCACUUUGACGCAGAACAAAAUGACGGUCGUGGCAGGCCGGAUAAGCUCAGACGGCAGCUUCGACGACAUGGAGACAUCAGCCACUGCCGCGGGACAGCCCGUGUCGAGCACGCCCGCCGCCAGGCUCAACAGCUCGGCUCGACUUGCCGCUUCAUUAUCGGACGAGGUCAGAGAAUUGAUCAAGGACAGCAUUGCUCUGAAUUCGACGGCCUUUGAGAGCGUUGAGGCGUCGGACUCUGACUACUUUGGCUCAAGCACGGAGACCGCCCUGCUCAAGUUCAGCCGCGAUCACAUGGGUAUGGGAAUAUUGAGUGUCGAGAGAGCCAACAACCCUAAAGUCGCUUUGCUCCCUUUCGAUUCGUCUCGGAAAUGGAUGGCCACUUUGGUGAAGCUGCCCAACGGCCAAUACCGUCUUCUCGUCAAAGGCGCUGCUGAGGUAGUCUUCGAGUAUUGCGCCUUCUUGAUCGAGGAUCCAACGUACAUCCUCUCCACCGAGCGACUCACCGCGGACCACAGGUCCAGUUUUGACAGAACCAUCACCAACUACGCCACCAAUAUGUUGCGUCCGGUGGCCAUUGCUUACAAGGACUUUGAUGCAUCUGAUAUUUUCGAAAGCCCUGAUGACGACCCUGCGGCCGUAAACCUAGAAUGGCUUGCCUCAGGACUCAGACUGAUUGGCAUUUUCGGCAUCCGAGAUCCCCUUCGCCCGGAGGUUAUUCAGUCAGUUCGCCAAUGUCAGGAUGCCGGUGUGUUUGUUCGCAUGGUUACGGGCGACAACUUUCUUACGGCAAAGGCCAUCGCUGCCGAGUGCGGAAUUUUUACACCCGGCGGUAUCGCCAUGGAUGGUCCCACGUUCCGCAAGCUGUCGCCAUCUCAACUGGACGCGGUGGUCCCGCGGCUUCAAGUACUGGCGAGAUCGAGUCCCGAGGAUAAGCUCUUGCUGGUCACUCACCUGAGUUCCAUGAAAGAGACGGUGGCAGUCACUGGCGACGGAACCAACGACGCGUUGGCGCUCAAGGCCGCUGAUGUUGGCCUAGCAAUGGGAAUACAAGGCACAGAGGUUGCCAAGGAGGCUGCUUCCAUCAUUCUUCUCGACGAUAACUUCGCGUCAAUUGUCAAGGCGUUGAGCUGGGGCCGCACCGUCAACGACGCGGUCAAGAAGUUCUGCCAGUUUCAAUUCACCGUCAACAUCACCGCCGGUACGCUUACGGUAAUUUCGAAGCUCGUCGGCCACUCCAUCUUUCAUGUCGUGCAACUGCUUUGGAUCAACCUCAUCAUGGACAUCUUCGCAUCUCUCGGCCUUGCCACAGACCACCCGUCGCCGGACUUCCUCAAACGCAAGCCUGAACCACGCAACGCAUCAAUCAUCAGCAUCACGAUGUGGAAAAUGAUUCUCGGACAGGCGAUUUACCAACUCGCUGUUGUUUUCACAAUUCACUACGCUGGCUGGGAUCUGUUCGAUGUCGACACCCGAAGCGAAAAGCAGAGGCUCCAGACGCUCGUGUUUAAUAUAUAUGUCUGGAUGCAAUUCUUCAACCAGCACAACUGCCGCCGUGUCGACAAUAAACUCGACAUUUGGUACCAGGGAGUCCUUAAAAACCCGUGGUUCAUCGGCGUGCAAUGUCUCACAGUGGUUGGACAAUUCAUCAUCAUCUUCAAGGGAGGAGAGGCAUUCAACACGGUGCCUCUAACUGGCGCGAAUUGGGGCUGGAGCAUACUUUUUGGCGUCCUCACUAUUCCUCUAGGCGCCUUGAUUCGUCAGAUCCCCGACCGUUAUGUUCUCGCCUUUUUCCAGCUCUGCAAGAAAGUGUUUCUCUUCGUCGCCAAACCGCUGCGACCGUUACUUUCCUGCUGCUCAUCCUUUUCUAGUCUUCGGGCGCGCAAGCGUCAAAAGUUGGACAGCGAACAACAACAGGAGCUGGCGGCUGUACAAAGCAAGCCUCCACAGACGAGAGAAACAAUGCAAUCGCAGGCCUCUCAGGACGGACAGACGACGAUCAGUGACGUGACCGAGAUAACGGAGACGACGCCAAAGGUGGUGGAUUUGCAGGCGAUGAUUGAGGCUGCUAAGCUUCGCAGACCGUGCGGCACGGACAUUCUAGAGCUGCACCCGAAGACGCUCAAGGAUGAUCCGAUCUUGAGGACGAGGAGCGACGUGAGGAUCCCGCCGAGCCAGGAUGUCAUGCUACGAAGGUUGAUGGUGCGUGAUGAAGAGGACGACAACCGUGGCCGGGGCCGACGGCGGCGGACGCCAGCCCGAGCAGUCUGGGUUGAGCCCACACGGCCGUCACAGCCUGUACGAUCCGGGCAAGCACCAACACGAGAGAGCCGUGGUAUCACAUGGGAAUCACUGUUGAGAUCGAAGAGAAGGUAA
Molecule: messenger RNA, 3768 nt
Organism: Purpureocillium lilacinum
Lineage: Eukaryota; Fungi; Ascomycota; Sordariomycetes; Hypocreales; Ophiocordycipitaceae
Source: RefSeq, a predicted model, not a curated record